AUGAAAACACUUUAUAUGCUUAUACUUGUUUUAGGAAUACAGGCGUCUUUUAAACAUUAUUGGCCGAUUAUAGGUAUUGAUUUGGGAACCAAAAAUUCUUGUGUUGGAAUAUUUAGAAAUGGAAAUGUAGAAAUUAUUCCUAAUGAGGAAGGGAAGAGAAAAACUCCAUCAGUUGUAGCAUUCACAGAUAAAGGGCUAAUAAUAGGAAAAGAAGCCAAUAAUUAGGCUAUAAUUAAUCCUUCAAGAACACUUUAUAAUAUUAAAAGAUUGAUGGGAAGAAAGUUUGCAGAUCCAUCUGUUUAAAAUGAUAGAAAGUUUAUGCCCUAUGAAAUAGUUGAGUUAGACGAUAAACCUUAAAUUAUGGUUUAAAAUAUUAAAGGAUUCUCCUCGAAGAUGUUUGCUCCAGAAGAAAUCUCAGCUAUGGUCUUAAUGAAAAUGAAAGAAAUAUCAGAAACCUAUCUAAAAAGGGAAGUAGAAAAUGCAGUAAUUACGGUUCCAGCCUAUUUCAAUAAUGCUCAGAGAUAAGCCACUAAGGAUGCUGGAGCAAUAGCAGGUUUAAAUGUUGUAAGAAUUUUAAAUGAACCAACAGCAGCAGCAAUUGCUUAUGGUUUUAGUAAGAGGAAAUUGAAGGAGAACUUAGUAAUAUUUGAUUUGGGAGGUGGAACAUACGAUGUAUCUAUAGUGAGUAUAGACGAUGGAGACAUCUAAGUAAUAGCCACUUCUGGAAUUACUAAUUUUGGUGGAGAAGACUUUGAUUAAAGACUAAUAGGUUAUUUGAUAAAAGUGAUCUAUAAAAAAAUUAACCAAGAUAUCAGCGGAGAUAAGAGGGCAAUUCAAAAAUUGAAGAAAGAAGUUGUGAAAGCGAAAAUAGCACUCUCAGUAUUUUAUGAGACUAAACUUGACAUUUAAGAUUUAGUUGACGGAUUUCAUUUUUAAGAAACUCUUAAAAGAUCUAAAUUUGAGGAUUUGAACGCUGAUUUAUUCAAUAAACUUGCUUAACCAUUUAUAUUAUCUUUGAAGGAUUCAAAAUUAACAGAGGAGGAAAUCAGUGAGAUAAUUUUAAUUGGUGGUUCAACUAGAAUUCCAAAAGUUCGAUAAAUUAUUGAAGGAUUGUUUUCAAAAAUAAAUAUUAAUUCUGAAAUUAAUCCAGAGGAAGCUGUAUGUUAAGGGGCGGCCAUCUAGGGAGCCAUUAUAUCAGGAGAAUCUAAAGAAAUUGAACAACUUCGAUCGUUUGAUGUAACUCCUUUUAGUUUAGAGUUUAUUAAAAUCAUCGAAAAAGGUUCUAUUCCCCAAGUGAAAUCUGAGCGAUACUUAUUUGAGGAAAAGUUAGAUGUGAUUUCAGUAUAUGAAAGCAAUGGAAAUUUUGUUAAAGGUUACAAUGAAUUAGGGAGUUUUUGUUUAGACAAAAGCAUUUUUUCUGCAAAAGAAGAAAAAAUACAACAUGAAUCCAUUUUCUCAGGAGGAUUUUUCGGUGGAAUAAUAUCACCUUUGAUUUUCUUCAAUUUAGGGACACCUUUAACAAGUGGAAGUCCUGAAUGUCCUAAGAUUGAAUUUUUUUUUUAAGUAGGCGAUGAUGGUAUACUCUAUGCUUCAGCUAAUUGCAAGAAAUCUGAAAAAGUAAUAUUUUUUGAUAUGAAACAUCCUGGAUUGUCAGAAGAAGAAAUUAGACGAAUGCAACAGUUUAAAAUGGAAAGGGUGGAUAAAAAAAUCGAAGACACAAAUUCUAUAUAUUAAUUUAUAUAAAAAAUUUACGAUCUAAUAAAAUACCCUCCCGAAAAUCAGUUUUCUGACUUAUGAUUUGAUUGUAAUUUGUGAUGUUUUAUUACCUAUCAAAAAAAGUGUAGAAUAAAUAUUGUAAUCAAUAUGGAUAA
Messenger RNA from Paramecium tetraurelia, 1871 nucleotides. RefSeq lists its product as uncharacterized. Gene Ontology annotation, cellular component: membrane; endoplasmic reticulum lumen; endoplasmic reticulum chaperone complex. NCBI's taxonomy places the organism in Eukaryota, Ciliophora, Oligohymenophorea, Peniculida, Parameciidae. Gene Ontology annotation, molecular function: heat shock protein binding; misfolded protein binding; ATP hydrolysis activity. The record is from RefSeq and is a predicted model, not a curated record. Gene Ontology annotation, biological process: cellular response to unfolded protein; protein refolding; endoplasmic reticulum unfolded protein response. The transcript is spliced from 4 exons.